ACCCGCCGGGCCGCUUUAGAUGUUACACACAACUGAAACACGCAUGGUGGCUGCGUGGAUCAGAACCGAUCUGUAAGAGCGAUUUAAACCUUUCUGUUAGACUGAUUUUCUUAAUUAACGUGUUUAUUUAAAAAAAAAAGAUUUUUUUAUUAGACACCGAUUACCCCGCCAGUCUCCUUCAUCGGGCUGGUUUCUGUAGUAAAGGAGCAGAACUCCAGAGUUGUGUGUGGAGUUGUGUGAAGUUGAUAUGGAGGAAUAAGCAGCGUCUUUAAGCUUCACAGUUUAGUCGAUUUGAUGACUUUAAAAGAACAUCUAACGAUGUCUAAAGGGAAGCACAAAGGACCCAAGUCUGAUGUUCGUGCUGCAACAGAGAAGCAAGCUAAAGGUCCGGAUAAAAAAGGGGAGAAAAAGAAGAAGUUUUUCUUUCAGCGCGUGGACAAAAAAUCUAAAGAGAAGAAAAUACAGAUCCUGCCACCUAAAGAGGCGCAGCAGUUUUCAUCUAACUGGAAAAGCCUCCUGGAGGUUCUGAACUCUAAACAGGGUGCAGACGGUAAGAAGGACUCUUCACAAAAACAAGUACAAUCUAAAGCACCGAAGCCUCAGUCAGCAGUAAAGAAAGACUUCCACAAAGCUCAGCGAAAACCAGAUAAACACAUAAGCAAAACAGGACACGGACCAAACAAGGACCUUAAGACACCACAGAGUGUGAAAACUGAGAAGCCAGAGACGAGCAGUGUCCAGCAGACCAGCAAAAGUCCUUCAGCACCCAAACAGCAUAAAGCUGAGAAGAGGAAAGCAAAGGACUGUGAAGGAGGACCUGAGAACAACAAAAAGAAGAAAGUGGAAGAGGUGGAAAAACAACCAACAGAGAUGGAUCUCUGGUUUGAUGACGUCGACCCCAAUGAUAUUGAGGCCACACUGGGCGCAGAGGCUGCUGAAAUCAUGAGGAAGAGGAACGGCUCAUUGAAGAACAAUGUGGAGAGUACAGAGAGUGUGUUGGUGAAGGAGCGUGCUUUUGAAGGACUGACGUCAGCAGUUGCCAUGGACUGUGAGAUGGUGGGAGUAGGGCCAGACGGAGAGGAGAGUAUAGUUGCACGUGUUUCCAUUGUGAACCUGUUCGGAAAGUGCGUCUACGACAAAUACGUUAAACCCACAGAGAAAGUCACCGACUACCGGACCGCCGUCAGCGGCAUUCGACCAAAGGACAUAGAAAACGGAGAGAGCUUCAACACAGUUCAGAAGGAAGUGGCUGAGAUUCUGAAAGGAAGGAUAUUGGUGGGACAUGCUGUUCAUAAUGACUUAAAGAUUUUGUUUUUGGACCACCCAAAGAAGAAGCUCAGAGAUACUCAGAAAUAUAAGCCAUUCAGAAGAAUUGCAAAGAGUGCACGUCCAGCGCUGAGGGUUCUUUGUCAAGAGGUCCUGCAUGUGAAAGUGCAGCAAGGCGAGCACUCGUCUGUGCAGGAUGCCCAGGCUACUAUGAGGUUGUACACUCUGGUAAAAUCACAGUGGGAGGCGGAGCUUAAAGCCAGCAGGGGUUCGAACAAACCUGGAGCAAAAAGUGCUCCUGCGAACAACUCCAACAAUGAACAGACAGACUAGCAGAAAGCUGUUCUAACUGGUUUCAGAACAGUUCAGGAACCCAUAAGAGACUAAACUGAAACCCAGACAUAUAUACUGAGGUCUAAAUGCUUUUCAGUAUAGAACCCAAAUGGGACAAGGCACAUGUUGCUUCAGUGAUUUCCCCACUUCAGAACAGAAUGUGACGUUUAUCCCUUGUACAUGUUGUUUGAUGCAUGUCUUCAGCUCAUUACUUCAUAGGUAACAGAGCUUGUUUGUGCAUACAUUUGCACACUAGUAUAUUUUAUAGCAAAUGUUUUAUUGUAUAUUUCUUUGAGGUUCUCCCACAUCAAAAAUAUAUGAUAUUAAAAGAAAUGUAAAAUCC
Messenger RNA from Astyanax mexicanus (Mexican tetra), 1942 nucleotides. RefSeq names its product REX4 homolog, 3'-5' exonuclease (gene rexo4). NCBI's taxonomy places the organism in Eukaryota, Metazoa, Chordata, Actinopteri, Characiformes, Acestrorhamphidae. Bases 295 to 1599 code for a protein of 434 amino acids. The record is from RefSeq and is a predicted model, not a curated record. Gene Ontology annotation, cellular component: nucleus. The transcript has 8 exons. Gene Ontology annotation, biological process: rRNA processing; DNA catabolic process. Gene Ontology annotation, molecular function: nucleic acid binding; 3'-5' exonuclease activity.